AUGGCGUUCCCUGACAAUGUCAACUGUCGUCGAAGCGCCUUCAGCGCCUCGUGGUGUCGCGAUCCACGUGGACCCGCCACGGUCUCCAUCAUCGUGAGGCAAGGGACGGGAAUUCUUCUGUUAGGACCAGAGCAAUUUCGGUCGUUCGGAAACGUCUUCAGGGAAUCUGAAUCGCAACGUUUCGAAGCAGACUUGUCAUGCAUCCGGUCGGAGAUAGUAUUCGGCCAAAAACGGCUUGGGCCAACAUUCGGGCCGCUUGCCUUUUCAGUGAAUGUGAUGGCAGCUGACCACUUGUCACCGGCACUUGAGCAACCUACUGCGCAUCAACCCCAUCUCGGCUCCUGUCAUGCAUUGUUGGUGUGUACACAGCGUCGCGAAAGCUCCGAUUUUGGGAACAACGUCCCGGUCAACUUGUUCAUCAGAAACAAAGUGAUUUCAAUGCGACCCGCGGUCGUGCCUGGAUCCUUGGGACGCGCUAAUCGUGAGGGGGAUAUCGAGAGGCCUUGAAACUAGCGAAGUGGGCGGCGCCUCUUCGGACCUGCCCUACAGACUCGUGGGAGCCAAGUGCUCCGCACACGAGGGUGACAUGCGUCGUUUGAGCACAUGGAUAGAUGAAUGGACGGACAAAUGUCCGCCAGACGCUGGAGCCCAAUGUCGCAGAUCUCGGGCACCAGAUAGGAAGUAUGAAGGCUAUCAGAUACCUAGGUAACUGUAAUCUGAU
Molecule: messenger RNA, 721 nt
Organism: Didymella exigua CBS 183.55
Lineage: Eukaryota; Fungi; Ascomycota; Dothideomycetes; Pleosporales; Didymellaceae
Exons: 1
Coding region: 1-507 (168 amino acids)
Source: RefSeq, a predicted model, not a curated record